This is a messenger RNA of Penicillium taxi, 4377 nucleotides long. RefSeq names its product DUF3433 domain-containing protein. Lineage: Eukaryota; Fungi; Ascomycota; Eurotiomycetes; Eurotiales; Aspergillaceae. The coding region runs from base 1 to 4377 and encodes 1458 amino acids. The record is from RefSeq and is a predicted model, not a curated record. The transcript has 2 exons.
AUGGACCGAUAUGAUAAUGCAAAAGAGCGCAAAAUACUCGCUAAAAGUGCUUCUUAUUUCUCGUUUUUUAUUCGGCCAAGCCGCUCUGGUUCUGAAUGGAAGGGAAUAAAUGGCUCUAGUGCUGGCACUACAGUCACAGAGCUGGCUCAGCAAGUUGAUGUCCAUAGCCCUGAGAAGUCGGCGAACUGCACAGCGAACUGGAUACCCUAUACCUUUUCCCACACUUUCAUGGGCGUUUUGAGCCUUGUGACAUUUGGCCUUAGUUUGACCGUAUUUUUGCUAUGGUGGAGGUCCUCGACAACUUAUGGACUAGGCUCUGACAAUGGCUCUUCUGCCAUGCUUUUUGGCUGGAGAUACAGCCCGACAAUGAUCGCUGUUAUAUACGUUCAAAUGACAGCUGUGCUGUUGAACGAUAUCAAGCGUACAGAGCCUUUUGCUCGGCUUGCACGACCAGAAGGUGCAAAUGCAGAAGCAUCGAUCCUCCACUCCCCAGGACCUUGGUGGGUUGUUCUAUACGAUGGAUUCGCGACGAAGAAGAAUGGGAGGCGUAGCUGGGUGUUGAUAUGCUCAGUACUGCUCAAUAUUAUUGGAUUCCUGGCAAUCUCAUCGCUUUCUUCCGACUUCUUGGAAUCACAGGAGAUAACUGUUCCCAAAUUAACGGACUUCCUGCGCCUAUCACCACUGGCAGAUUCGCCUCUACCUAUCGAUCAAGAUCGUGCCACCUACUUCCGUACAAUCGCAAACCUCCUGCAAAACGUGUCAACUUCCCCAUGGAUUACAGAUGAAUAUACGAUCUUGCCAUUUUGGCCUGCGAGCUUGGAAACAGAGCCUAUCAAUACCCUUCCCACAAACUCAUUACAGGUAUGGCAGGGCGAGACAACAAUAUUUAAGAGCAAACUAAGCUGCACGGAAAUGUCGGUGGAUUCUGAAGCUUUUGAGCCGGCUUCAGUAGUUAACAAAACAGAAACCUUAGCUUCUGUCUCUGUCAUGUGGUCCAGCACCGACGGCUGCAAGUACGGAGUUCGGGUAGUCGACACUAUGUUUCUUAUUGGAGGUGGCAGCUGGUCCAAUACAUCUACGUUUUUCUACGCGGGCACUGAAACAGCCUCCGGGAGUGUCGUCGAUGAGAUUACUGCGGUGGUUAAUCACACGGCAGAAUGUGAUGGUCGUGAAGUCAUUGUGGUCACCGAGCCAUGGAAAAACGCCUCCUCCAAAGGUACCUACUCAGCUUAUUUAUGCGACACAAAGUUUUACAUGGCCAAUAUCACGGCUAAAGCUGCACUGGAUGGAGAUGUACCAGAUAUAUCAUUCAAUGAGAGCGAGUACGAACAGAACAAGGUUUCGAUUCCGGAAACGCUUGUCAACACUACCCAGUUUCAAGACCUGUCGUUGAAUGCUGAUUGGGCAACUUAUAUGAUAUCGAUCAUUUGGGCAGAGACAGCAGAGAUGGGAGGUGCUGCAGUCUUGCUUGGGGCUCCUUAUAGCUACAAUAUGACAGAGCUAGUAAGAGACCCCGACCUCAUAGCCACGGCGGCCAAGGUGAAACAGCGUCAUUUUGGUGAAGUUAUACAGUCAGCUUUGAUCCAAAAAGGUGCCUCUCAUCGAGUCUCUAUGCAAGGCACAGUUGACAUUGUUGAAACUCGAGUCGUCGUUCAGGAUGGACCUGCAAUUGCUCUGGGAAUUUUAUUGGCCAUUUCACUCCUUCUUCUGCUUGCAGUUUGGUGGCUUUCACGUCUACAGAGAAGACCAUUAAACUUGCACAAAGAUCCUGCAACAGUUAUAGGUAUCGCUUAUUUGAUAGCUCAAAACAUGAGAGCAAGAUCUGGCUUUUUGCCACUUCGGCAACCCUCAAAAGUUGAACUACAGAAGAAGUUAGGUGGGGAAGUUUACUCUACAGACUUUCAGGGCUUGUGUCAAACCACCGCCAUAAAGGCAGAGGACCAGAAAGAAUCUCAAUCGGAAAAUGGGACUCCCAUGAUACUUCGUCUGCCAGCUCUUCUUGCACUUGUUCUUGUACUUGCGCUUGUGAUAGUUGGUGUCGCUGUUCUCUAUCACUACGCCGAGAACUCCAGACUCUACGGGGAAAGCUUUGUGUACCAGGUUCGGUUUUCAUUCUUGAGCAGUAGUGUUUCUUCCUUAGCACCCUUCUCAAUGAUUCCAACGGUGAUAGCAACACUUCUUGGUUUGUGGUGGGGCUCUAUCGAUGAUAACUUCCGCCACUUACAGCCAUAUCUCUCGUUGUCCAAGAGCGAUCAGCCUUUCAAAAAGGGUGUUGAUAUGUCAUAUCAGUCUUCUUUUUGGAUAUGGGCUGCUGUGAAAGCACUCUGUAAUAAGCAUUGGCUGCUUUUUUUGGUCUCCUUGGGAUCAACACUAUCCCCUAUUUGUGAGUCUAUGUGUUUAUUAUACCUUGCUGAAAAUUAUCAAAACUUACAAUCAACUCUCCAAGAUACGACUACAAUGUCAGCUUUGUUCAAUCGUGGAUCGGGGAACAUCAUCAACCCCAUUACAAUUGAGCGGCAGUUGGAAGUUCGCGAUAUCCCAUUUGUUUUCGAAACAGAGCAAGCGCUAGACCCCCUUACGUCCAACGACUAUAUCGUUCCAAUUGUGACUCAGCUGUUCACGAACAUCUCUUCCUAUUGGAUGUAUACUGCUACAAUCCAACUCACCCUGAAUGGCUCAGAACCUGCUUGGAGUAAAGACGGCUGGAGCUUCGUGCCCAUUGAUCUAAGCAACAUCACCAGUUCAGGGUCACUGGCAAAACUAGGUGCAAGCCAAGCAGAUGACACAGAUGGAGAAUCACAAACCAACGUUACCUUCACGACACCUGCGAUCCGGGGCCGUAUCAGCUGCAGCGAGGUCCCACUGAAGGCGAUGUUGAACAUAACAAAUUGGCUGACGCCCACAGAUGUAACAAAUCACACAAUCUACAAUCAGAGUACAAUCCCGAAAGGUUUUUUGGGGGGCUAUCGAUUAGGGACUGCCUCAGACCUAGGAAGUUAUCCCGCCCUUAUAACACCGCUUCUCGAAUCACAAAACUGGACGUCAUGUCUUGGUUGCACUUCUGUUUUUGUGAAUCCAUCCGCCGUCAUCUGCUGUGGAAAUGAGACCAGUGAUUCCCGGGAGGGCCCUGUGGGUAUUGGAUAUUGGUCCCCGAAUGCUAAUCUUGAGGGUUGGUCGUCUCGAGAUUGGCAGGGAAAUUUCUCAGCCAAGUGGUUCCACGGCGAUGCGAUUACAGGUAUCGAAGUCAACGACAACAAAGACACCAGCUCAAUAUCCAAUCCUGAGCUCUUGUUUAUUGAACCGCCAUCCUUUAGUAUGAUCAACUGUUUGCCGAUAAUUGAACAAGCUGAUGCAACAGUCACUGUGAAUCCGCAGAAUAGCGAGGUUUUGUCUUUCAAUAUAACAAGUACCCCCAAGACAAUGUCCGAGCCAUGGGCCGACAGCUUCGUCCCUCACAACAUCUCAGGACCAAUUGAUUUAGCAGCUGAUGGGGAAAUGCAUUAUAACGUGACUUUGAGCUUUGGCCGACUUUUCACAACAACCAUGUUGACGGCAGCCGACACAUUGAAUCUUGCAGGAACAGAUUCACAACUAGGUUAUUCGACAGAAGACCUAUCUGACAACAGCUUUAACAUCCGCGACAAGAUGAACGGUCUGAAUAUGGACUUCAUGACCUACGCCAUGUAUACAAUGGCCGGGAACAAUGCAUCAUCCCUCUUAGAUCCAGACAUCUUCACUGAGCUCGCGGAGAAGACUUUCACAACAUUCUUCCAACAUUUCGUGAGCAAAAAUCUGUCCAUGGAAACAGGUGGCUGGGCAUACCAGAAAAUCAACGCCAGUCUCCCAGUCGACCUCGGACCCGCGGUUGAAUUCAGCACAUAUUACGACGGACUCCCAGGACGAACACCUUCCAAAUACCAAGACGUCACGCACCCGAUCUCGCACACGAACAGAAAAGUAGCAGCACAAGUCUCCCAGCGCGUCGAGCUUCUUCAAAUGAACGCCGUCGCCGUCUGGCUCAGCAUCGGCAUAAUGUCCUGGCUAAUCCUCACAGCAGCCGUUGUUGCCAUUCUUCAAAAGCGGUACUUUGGAAAACUAGUCCGCAACGUGGAGUGUCUCGGCGACGUGUUAGUGCUGAUAGCCGGAAGUGUGAACUUCCUAGAGGUGGUACGGGGCAUUGAAGCUGGAAAUCUUGCACCUGCUGACUAUGAGCAUCUUCUUACACGGCUGGGUUGGUUCUUGGACGAAGAGGGUGAGCUGAGAUGGGGUAUUGAGAUGUUGAAUUUUAGGGAUGGGCCUGGUGAAUGGGUUUCGAGACCGCAGUUCCGGAAGAAGGAUAAGACUAAUACGUGGACUGUUUCUGCAAAAAGUUUAUAA